ACAAGGUACACAUCUGCACGCAGCCGUGCCUGUGAGGCGUUAUCGUACCGUGGAGCUCUAAGAAGGAUCGCUGGUGGUCCCUGCGCGCUGCUGCAGAAGUUUGAAAGCACAACUCGACGCCUAAGGCCCGCGAGAGCGUGCUUGCAGCCAAGUGCGUUUUAGAGCAAGCGCAAUCGCUGCACGCCAUCGCCGCGACCCGCAGUGGAGCAUUAGCGUUCACGCUCAAAGAUGUGCCAGCCGCCGAAAGAGCCGCCGGUCGACGCCGCGGCCGCGAUAAAGCAACUCUACGCGCGCCACGACCCGGAUAAACUGAACGAGGUCGACGCGCUCCUGACAAAGUUUAAAGGAAGAGAAGCUCAGCUCCUCGCCGCCGUCACGGCGAAGUACUGCCCGGACGACGUGGAUCGGUUCGCGCGGAUCGUCAAGCUCUUUUCGGAGGACGCCGACGUGAACAGGAUGCUGCGCGGUUUUGAUGAGGACGCCACGGCCAAAGGGAUCGAUAAACGACGGCUCAUCAUGUUCAAAUGCCCGACCGUCGACACGCUUGUUAUUCUAGGCGACAAGCAAAAUCUGAUGACAAGGAUGAGUAGUAAUGGUGUCGAGCUCGACAUCUCCUACCUGCCCAUCGAGCAACUACGGCCCAUGGUCGCUCAGAUUCUGGAAGCGCCGGGCGACAACGCCAUCUACGCGACGACCCUGGAACAGACGGAGUCCUUCGACCCGGAGAAGGAGAUGUCUCUCUUAGUAUGCGCGCCGAGCGGGGCGGAAAACCUCGUCCGCCCGAUGCUUGUGCCCCGCCUCUCCUCGUAACUUACUCGGUGACUAGUCACUCAGGGGUCCGCCGCGGGCGUCGGCUUCUUCUUGCGCGGCCGCGGCUGCGGCUCGGCGCGCGGCUGCUGGUUCUCCAUCUGCUGCGCGAUCUUGCCGCCCAUGCCCGCCAUCUGGACGAUCUGCAGCACGGAGGACCCGACGACGACGAAGAGGAAGAACCCGAUCAUCAGCGGGCCGAUGGGCGCCUUGCCCUUCUUCUCCUUCUUGUCGGAGACGACGCCGCGCUUCGUCACCUUCUGCGAGUGCUUGUCGGAGCGCAACCUUGUCGCUCGCGGGGCGGGCAUGGUUGUCUGUCGGCGGCGCUGCUGCAAGUAUGUUGCUACUGCUGCAAAAGUGCUGCAAAAGUGCUACACCAGCAGCGAUGAUGGUCCGCAGCCUUUAUAGCAAGGUUGUGGUUUACGCUGUCGACGACGUCGCAGCGAUAGCGUAUCGGUGUGAGCCGUGAGGGCGCCGCGUAGGUCACAG
This is a messenger RNA of Pelagomonas calceolata, 1296 nucleotides long. The record is from the annotation of a GenBank genome assembly. NCBI's taxonomy places the organism in Eukaryota, Pelagophyceae, Pelagomonadales, Pelagomonadaceae.